AUGGUUUUUAGAGCAGGCAUUGGUCGUAUCGGUCUCAUCAGAGGGCUCGCCACACAAGCGGCGGAAGUAUCGGCGACGAGGUACAAGAGCUUCAAGAUCUACCGCUGGAACCCGGACACUCCAGCCGAGAAGCCGCGGAUGCAGGAGUACAAGGUGGACCUGAACAAGUGUGGGCCGAUGGUGCUAGACGCGCUGAUCAAGAUCAAGAACGAGCAGGAUCCCACGCUGACGUUCCGGCGGUCUUGCCGUGAGGGCAUCUGCGGGUCGUGCGCGAUGAAUAUCGGCGGCCGCAACACGCUGGCCUGCUUGUGCAAGAUCGACCAGGCCGAGAACAAAGACGUGAAGAUCUACCCACUGCCUCACAUGUACGUGGUGAAGGAUCUCGUGCCGGACCUCACCAACUUCUACAAACAGUACAAGUCGAUCCAGCCAUACCUGCAGAAGGCUUCCAAGCCCGCCGACGGGCGCGAACAUCUGCAGAGCAUUGCCGACCGCAAGAAGCUAGACGGCCUGUACGAGUGUAUUCUAUGUGCAUGCUGCUCGACGGCGUGCCCAUCGUACUGGUGGAACAACGAGCAGUACCUCGGCCCAGCCGUCUUGAUGCAAGCGUACCGCUGGAUGGUGGACUCCCGUGAUGGCGCGGGCGCGGGCAGACGCGAGCAGUUGCAGAACGCCAUGUCCGUCUACCGCUGCCACACUAUCAUGAACUGUACCCGGACGUGUCCAAAGGGUUUGAACCCGGGCAAGGCCAUCGCCGAGAUCAAGAAGGCCCUAGCUUUUGCCUGA
Molecule: messenger RNA, 786 nt
Organism: Eremothecium gossypii ATCC 10895
Lineage: Eukaryota; Fungi; Ascomycota; Saccharomycetes; Saccharomycetales; Saccharomycetaceae
Gene: SDH2
Product: succinate dehydrogenase iron-sulfur protein subunit SDH2
Exons: 1
Coding region: 1-786 (261 amino acids)
Biological process (GO): respiratory electron transport chain; tricarboxylic acid cycle; aerobic respiration
Cellular component (GO): mitochondrial membrane
Molecular function (GO): 2 iron, 2 sulfur cluster binding; electron transfer activity
Source: RefSeq, marked provisional